Messenger RNA from Eimeria tenella, 1563 nucleotides. RefSeq lists its product as uncharacterized. The transcript has 6 exons. Lineage: Eukaryota; Apicomplexa; Conoidasida; Eucoccidiorida; Eimeriidae. The coding region runs from base 1 to 1563 and encodes 520 amino acids. The record is from RefSeq and is a predicted model, not a curated record.
AUGCGCAGCAGCAGAACUGCAGCAGCAGCUGCUGCUGCUGCCAGCGCUGCCCUCUCUCAGCGGGUUGCAGCUGUUUACAGACACCGUCAGCAGCAGCAGCAACAGCAGCAGCAGCAGCAACAGCAGCAGCAGCUGUGGAUGAUAGAGCUGUCCGGAUACAGACUGGAGCAGAGCUGGCCCUCCACGGGAGCAGCAGCAGCAGCAGCAGCAGCAAGGGAAACCUGGAGAGACGAGGCGCUGCUGCUGGCAGCAUCACAAGGCGACCCUGGAGAAACAGCAGCAGCAGCAGCAGCAGCAAAAGGGCUGUCUCACCUUUGCCGAGCUGUGCCGGAGGAGACACUGGUGUGGGCAGUGAGCCGCGCAGCAGCUGCGCAGCAGCAGCAGCAGCAGCAGCAGCAGCUGCUGACAGGCGCAGCCGCCGGCGCCGCCCCGCUGCUGCUGCAGCACUCCCCAGUUCUUGCUGCUUCCCCGCUGCUGAAGGCCCGAAGCCUUUCUUCUUUCUCUUUGCUGCUGCGCUGCUGCUGGCUGCCGCUGCUGCAGCUAGACAAAGAAGAGACGGAGCAGCUUGCUGCUGCUUUCGAGCUGUGUCUGCUGCACAGCCUGCAGCAGCUGGGCGAGCCUUCAGCAGCAGCAGCAGACCGCCCACUGCAGCAGCAGCAGCAGCAGCAGCAGCAGCAAGACAUGAGUGUGGCCCCAAUAAGCCUUUUCGCUCUCGCCUAUUCUUGUCUUCCAAGGGGAGACACGGGAGAGGCAUCUGCUGCUGCUCUUUUGCUGCUGCAGCACGCCAUUUGCUGCAGCAGCAGCAGCAGCCUGCUGCUGGACAUCGAGGCCGCGCUGCGGCUGCUGUGCUGCGCUGCAGCCUGGGGCAUAGGCCCUGCAGCAGCAGCAGCAGCUGCUGCUGCUGCUGCUGCCACAGGAGAGCUACACAGGCACUCUUGCUCUGUAGACGCGGCUUUGGUGCUGCUGGCCAACGCGGUUUACCUCCGCCCUGAGUUCAGCCGGGUGGGGGGCAUCGACGUUGCUGCUGUCGUCACGCAGCACUUGGUGCGGAUCAUUUUGCUGGAGUCUCUGGCGGCGCCUCCAGGAGCAGCAGCAGGCGGCGCUGCUGCUGCUGCUGCUGCUGCUGCUGCUCCCUCUGCUGCAGCAGCAGCAGCUGCUGCUGCUGUCUCCUCCGGCCGCCUAUGCAUCGCCCUUAAGCUGCUGACCCUCGGAGUUGGCAUUUUGGCACUUCUGGAGGCCUUCGCCCGAAAGGCCCGUUUGCAGCCGCUUUUAAAAGAAACUUCAAAACAGGGCGCUCUGCAGUACUACCAGCUGCUGCUGGCGGUCUUCCCGCUGACGCAGGAGCAGCCAGCAGCAGCAGCAGCAGCAGCAGCGAAAGGAACAGCAGCAGCAGCAGCAGCAAGUCCUGUAGCUGCUGCUGCUGCUGCGCUGCUGCGGCGCCUCGUGCGGAUGGAUUUGCCUGGGGCUACUAAAGCCCUUUCUAGAGCAGCCAGGAUGGAAGAAACAAACUGCCACUUGGCUGCGCCUGCGCUGCUGUUUCUUGUGGAUUGCUUCACUCGGUAA